AUGGCUCCUCCUGCAAACGAUGAGGGCUAUCAGCUCUGGGAAUACUAUCCUUCUAUGGUCGGAAACAUCGUAGUUGCCAGUGUUUUCGGUCUCCUUGCCUUGACGCAAUUCGGCCUCGUGAUCUUUCAAAAGCAAUGGUUUUGCAUCCCCUUAGUCGUCGGAGGACUUUUCGAAGUCAUCGGCUAUGGUGCCCGAGCCUACGCCCGUAGCCAUACCACGGAUACUCUACCUUACGCCAUACAAUCACUCUUGAUCCUGCUCGCACCCAUCCUCUUCGCUGCAUCAGUCUACAUGUACCUUGGUCGCGUCAUUCGCUCUGUGGACGGACAACGAUACUGCCUGAUUCCUCUGAAAUUGCUCACUAAGGUCUUCGUGGCCGGCGACGUUGCAUGCUUUCUGGCUCAAGGAGCAGGCGGCGGUCUUCUUUCCUCAGCCAAGAAAGCAUCGAAAGUCAGUCUCGGGCAAAACAUCAUCCUCGCAGGCCUCAUCCUCCAGAUCGUCAUCUUCUUUGGAUUCCUGGUCGUGGCGAUAAACUUUCACAUCCGUAUGCGAGGACAAUCGACAGCUUCACCGCGAGGAUGGCAGAGAAGACUCCUCGGCCUCUAUGUGGUCAGCGUUCUUAUCGCUGUGCGUAACAUCUUCCGCGCCAUCGAAUAUGGCAUGGGUAGUCCGAAUUAUCUGCUCAGUCAUGAGUGGUGCACCUUUGUAUUCGACGCUGCUUUGAUGAUUGUUGUCAUGAUUAUCAGCUUGAGUUGGUAUCCUGGUGUAUUCGGCAAAGCAGAGACACGACUGUCGGGCCACGAGAUGGAGAGUCAGCUGGAAUCAUCGGAAAUGACGAGGGAGGUCCUGGGUCCCAAGACAUCGACUUCUGGAUGA
Aureobasidium pullulans EXF-150 is the source of this 876-nucleotide messenger RNA. Its product is annotated as RTA1-domain-containing protein. NCBI's taxonomy places the organism in Eukaryota, Fungi, Ascomycota, Dothideomycetes, Dothideales, Saccotheciaceae. The record is from RefSeq and is a predicted model, not a curated record. The transcript is spliced from 2 exons. Gene Ontology annotation, cellular component: membrane. Bases 1 to 876 code for a protein of 291 amino acids.